Messenger RNA from Odontomachus brunneus, 5270 nucleotides. RefSeq lists its product as uncharacterized. Bases 438 to 2222 code for a protein of 594 amino acids. Lineage: Eukaryota; Metazoa; Arthropoda; Insecta; Hymenoptera; Formicidae. The transcript has 10 exons. The record is from RefSeq and is a predicted model, not a curated record. Gene Ontology annotation, molecular function: GTPase activator activity. Gene Ontology annotation, biological process: signal transduction.
UUGCUUUGAUUACGGGAGGUGGUGUGGCCGUGGUUACGUGAGAAAAUGCUAAUCUCCUGGCGCGGCCGUGCGCACGCUGCUGUCGACGUUGUGUGACGCUGAGUGCGUGGCGAGAUGUCGACGCCCCGACUCCGGGGCCGCGACAUUUCCAUGGAAACGUAGACGCGGUAUACGCGGGAGCACUUGCCGCGCCCGGCGUUGCUACGCGAUGUUGCUCCGCACUGGUCCGUGCGGUUAGGUUAUUCACGGAUCGCAUUCCGCCGUAGCGAUCGCGUCCACGGGAUCCGACCGUCAUCGUCCUUACCAACCCGCCCAAUUAGUAAGCACAGAAAUCCCAGAGUUUAAAGAGCACAUGUGACGUCCACUCGAGGAUAACGAUAGAGUGAAAGCUGAAGUGUUAGUGUUCGCAUGACGUUGCCAUCCUUAUAUUUCGUACAAUGAGCAGCUGGACCGAGAGAAUGCAUCGACGCGCUGCUACUUUAGGAAAUGUUGUAACCAGCUGUGGACAUCCCUCCUCGGUGCCACCAUACCCAAGACGCCUUGAAAAAGUCAAAUUUGGGGUACCCCUCGACGAAGUAUGCAAGAACGAUAUUCCCGGGCCUUUAUUGGUCCUUAUAUUAAAAUUAAACAAGGAAGCUCCACUCAGGAAAGAUGUUUUCCGAGCGCCUGGUCACCAGGGUAACAUGAAGAAACUCAUUCACUUUCUGCAAACCGGACACUUGGUCAAUAUGGACAAUUUUAGCGUUUACACGAUAGCUAGUGUUCUGAAGAAAUUUCUACGCAAAAUACCGGGUGGUGUAUUCGGGAGGGAAGGGGAGCAACAAUUGUUCACCGUAAUUCAACUGGAUAGCAUAGAACAACAACGGGACCAGAUACACAAAUUAAUUACCUCCUUGCCGAUAUACACGCAACGACUGCUGGUGCUGCUGUUCGGGACAUUCAGGGUAGUAGCGGUAAAUAGCGAACGAGCGCACACGGGGAUGUCCAGCGAAGCCCUGGGGGUAUCCGUGGCACCGUCGUUUUUUCAGAGCUGCGUGAGCGACGGCAAAACCGCCAAGAUGGAAGAUGUCCUCAGAUUUAAGGUUGCCACGCGCGUCACCAAGUUCAUGAUAGACAAUUUCGGCGUAUCGAAUCUUUUCGGCAGAGACAACUACGAAUUUUACGCGCGCAUCACCGGUAGAAUAUUGAAAGUGGAGGAGGACUGGAUCUUCAGUUUUCGAUAUCCACCAGAUACUCUCGUGUCGAGUAAGUAUCGAUAUAUAUAUCCUGUAUUGUCGCACGAUAUUGUUACGGUAAAAUCACAAGUAUACCGUAAUUCUUGCGAACUUUUAGGACAGCUGUCGUUGGAAGCCGAGAAAACGUGGUUGCAAUACGAGUGCGAGAGAUGGGGACUGAAAUUUAAUUUAGAAUGUAUGUCGCAUCAGGAGGAAUCGCAGUCAACCCCGGCGCUAAUUCACAUGCCAGAAUCCUUGGAUCUCACUUCGUCGUUAGGCAUGAUUCCCGAGAACACCUUGCUCGAGAGUUACACGCGUCUUUCGGUUAGUUUAGAGGAGAACGGCCUGUUCCAGGCAUCCAGUCGGUCGUCCAGCAACGGCAGCCAUCAUUCUAGACACGCGGGAAUGACGUUAGAUGAGCUUCGCGCGGUGAAUCGCUACGCUGAGAGCACCAAGAGUCUCAGCUAUCUGCCGCAGGUUCACGAGAGGCAAGCCGCGCGAAUGCGCACUCGAUCCGAGUGGUUUCUCACGCCGGUCGGAGAAAGACUGACGGCAACGGACAGCGACCCCACGGCGAUACACGUUCUGCGUGGUUCCAACCGCUCCUCCUCCGGCAACAUCGCCACGGGUCUAAGCGCCAGCGCGGAGUCCGUGAAGCGGCCGAGUCUACGGAGAACGUCCUCCAGGGAGAAGCAACGUCUGCACCGCAGUUCGUCUCGUCGCAACAAGGAGAACGGCGCGAAGACGCGCGUAGCGGAGGCGACGUGCAAGUCGCGCUCCUUGGAGACGAUGAAGACGAAGAUCGUGCGAGUAGUAACGGUAGAGCAGCCGGUCGAGAAGAAGAUCCUGGACAGCAGCCGCGAUAUCAUCGAGGAGCGGCCCGUCAGAGAACACGCGUGCACCACCGCUAGCAGCCAAGGCGGCGACGGCACCAUCGGUCCGCAGGAUUGCACCGAGAUGGACGUGCAGACGUUUCACGUCACUCUCACGUACAAGCCGCGAAUAUAAGCGACCUUUAGUUUAAUCUUCACGUAAGGGAGUGUCAUCAAUCUCAACGAGCCGCCAGGCAAUCGGCAGCUAAUCUUCUUCGCGUGAAAUCGCCUACGUCGAUAAUGUUAAUUAAUAUAUACAUAUUCGGAAAUCUAUUUAUUUUUGUGCCGUAUUAUCGUAAACUCCAAGUAUUCGCCGCUCGCCGUCUUAAUGCGUACAGUAGAAGAAUUUUCAUACGUCUCGGCGCUGCCUGCGAUUAUUGUCGGCAAUACCGGCGUUUAAUUUCGUCGUAUACACGACAAGGACAGUCGAUUACGUUGCGCGACGGCGAGAACGCGGAUUUGUUAUCUCCUCUUUUUUAAACAUUAAUUCCGCGAACACGUGCUUUUGGUUACUCGGGUAACAGACAAUAUAUAUCGUGGCAUUCCAAAUGCAUUUACUGGCCCCUCCGAUGUUAUUUUAAUUCGUCUUUCUCGCGCGCGCUCAGACGAUUCGGUUUUAUUUCCACAGGCAUCGCGUUUUCUUUUCGCUCACGUUUAUCGCCGAUCACGUCGCACUGUUGUGUAUUUACUCCACGCUAGAGAUAUGGUGGAUAUGCAUUGUCCCGAAAAAUCGAAAGCUCAAAGUUCGGAUAUUGAAGCCAUCUUCUGAGAGAAGUCAUAAUCAUAAUAAUACCGAAAUCCGAAUACCGGGGCAAUCUUCAGAAAAACAAUUUUCCCAAAAAAUACAGCUUUUUCGAAACAUUCGUUGAUAUGAUUUUCGGAAAAAAUUAUAUUAUUAUUAUUAAAUAAAAUUAUAUAUUCUUUCAAUAUUUCGAUAAAAUUGUAUAUGUUGGAAAAAUUGAGACUUUUCGGGAAAUUGUUACGUAUUUUAAAUUUCAGUAUAUUUUUUUUCGGGCCGAUAUAUGUCGACCAAAGAUACGACUCGUAGACGUCUUCUCGGCAAAACUUUUCACUGUCGCGUACGGACGACGCACGUCCCACCAAGAAAUACAGAAUUCGAUAGAUUUUUGUAAAUAUCACGUAUUUCGCAGGGGAGCUCUUUGAAUCGCGGCGCGCUUACGAUACAAACACGAACACAUCGUUACGAGGUUGUUACAUGCCAAAUUAGUGAUAAUUCUAAGCCAUCAUCGAUUAGAUAUAUUACGAUCGUCGUUACUGUCGUGCACUAACCGAAUCGUUCACGUAAGACUCCGUUGCAGUAGCGGCUAAUGAGACCGUAAGACAUUACUCAAUAUUAUCCUCGUCCGCGAGAACGAACGCUCACGGCCGAGACGUUUACUCCGUAAGUUAUGUUUCCUUGUAAAUAACGGCGUACGUAUAUAAUAUGCUACAACGAAAGUGUUCCAUAAGUAAGAAGAAGUAUGAUAAUCGAACGGAGAAAUCGCGCACGCGCGACGAUCCCCAGCUUCCAACGGUAUUCUGUGCCACGUUAACGAUAGAUUAUAACGUUAUCUUGUUGAAAGAAGAAAAACAUCGCGUGUAAUAAUCUCAAUGGUUGCCCGUUGAUGGGAUUUCGUAGCUUGAAUAAAUAGCACGUUUACGAAAUCACAUCAACUCGCUGCUUGAUUAUCGUAAGUGAUACUUUCCGUUGAUCCAAGAUAAACAUCGUUAACGGAGUUAACCAGAAUACUCGUUGCGGGUUGUGUUAUCGAUUAAUCUGAUAAUUGUGACUAAUCCUGAGGGGAUUAGAUGAUCAGACGGAGUUCGUGUAGAAACGUCGGAGAAACGUCGCUAGAGCAGGCGCCCGCAACAAAAGGAAGAAAAAAAAAAGAGAGAGAGAGAAGAGACACUGUCUGUUCAAGUUUCUUGCAAUCUCUGUUCUCUAUGAAAACCACUGUCGAAAAAUUACGUAAAUGAUUAUAUUUAUGACUACACAUACAGCGUGUAAAUAUUUAAUAUACCAAAAAUGUAAAGUUAUAAUUAUUAUUGGACGCGUAUAUAUAUAUAUAAUAUAUAUCAAUACAUACAUGUAAACGCGAGAAAGUAUGUGCGAACGUAAUUGAUAUCGUCGUAAUCGAAUAAUCGGUAUUAUCGGUAUUAAGUCCUCGAUGUCGUUGUACUCGUCGUGACGCUUCAAGUGUCGAGCAGAGGAAAGAAGACGCAGGCCCAAAUGAUAAGGCACGCAAUCAGGAAGAGCAUCAGUCUCGAGCGAAAGCCGUCCCAGCCGAUCACAAUCACCCGCGACGUCGCACCUCCGUCGCUCGCCACCGCGGUGAACUGAAAUACGAAACGCGUGGUCGAUGUACAACGCCGAUGCGAUGGCCCGAUAAAAUAGCACACGAGGAAUAGACGAUCACGUCGUCGUCAUCGUCGUCGUCGUCGUCAUCGUCCGGCUCCUCGUCGUCUCGCGCUGAUCUCGACACGCUCUGAAGUUGCUGUCGCAUCUGCGUUUCUCGAUCCCGCGUGCCAGUCGGCUGGUCGUCGGUCAUUCCGACCUGCUGCUCGUCUUCGACAACGACGUCGCUUCCGACCGCGCCAACCGCCGCGGACCGCGACACGCCAAAGUAAUCAUCGUCAUCAUCGUCGUCAUUAUUAUUAUCGCCAUUGUCAUCGUGUUGUUGUUUCGCAAGAUACAUGUCCGAUCGUGCGCAGUCAGAUAUAUUUUUUACCGACGACAAUUUCACACUGCGGCUUCCCGGGGGAGAAGAGAGCGUGUUUGACACAUUAACGCUCUCUAAAGUAUAUGUGAUUGUAAAUAAUUUGAACGUGUCGCAGCAAAGGGAGAAGGUCUUUAGCGGCCCUCACGGUCUCUUUAUGGUUACCAAAAUUACCGAUAAAAUCGAAGGACACGUUGCACAGCUUUUUAUUGCGGUACACGAUCGAUUAAAAAGUCACUCAAAUCCAUUCUCUUCUCUCUCCCCGUCGCAGUCGUUCUAACUCUCGCCUGUUACAAUCUUUGCCAAAAAAAACCAUGGAGCACCAUUGAUCUGUAUUGAUCAAAAAGUUCGUUUCUGUUCUUUUCCUCUUUGUUGGAUUAGCGUAAGCGUCGUGCUGGAGGAAGACGAACGAAUUUUUUGAUUGAACUGACGUUUUAUAGAAUUAAUAAAGAACACACAUACACACA